This is a messenger RNA of Trifolium pratense (red clover), 2329 nucleotides long. Its product is annotated as probable inactive purple acid phosphatase 9. Gene Ontology annotation, molecular function: acid phosphatase activity; metal ion binding. NCBI's taxonomy places the organism in Eukaryota, Viridiplantae, Streptophyta, Magnoliopsida, Fabales, Fabaceae. Bases 160 to 2124 code for a protein of 654 amino acids. The record is from RefSeq and is a predicted model, not a curated record. The transcript is spliced from 2 exons.
UGAGAACAAGAAUAUACCAAAUGGAUAAAGAUGAUCUUUGAAUAGUUUUAGCUCGAUGAUGUACUCCUAUAUCUUACUCAAAGAACAAAAUGAUUGAAUGAAUCAAUUUCAACAAAUUCCCAAUACAAUUAAUUAAUUAACCAUUUAUCUACUACAAUAAUGAUAACGAUGAUUCUACUCUUUGUAUUUUUGAUCUUGAACACCAACCUUGUAGCCCAAUCAAAACCCUCGAUAAACGUAACCCCAACAACCCUAACUAAAUCCGGCGACACCGUCGAAAUACGGUGGUCCGGGAUCCAAUCACCAUCUGAGCUAGACUUCGUAGGUAUCUACUCACCACCAACCUCCGCCCACGACAAUUACAUCGGAUACCUCUUCCUCUCAAAAUCACCAACAUGGAAAUCAGGUUCAGGUUCCCUUUCUCUCCCUCUCAUCAACCUCAGAUCAAAUUACUCUUUCCGAAUCUUCCGAUGGACACAAUCCGAAAUCAACCCUAAGCGUCAAGAUCAUGAUCAUAACCCUUUACCACAAACUCGAAACCUUCUCGGAUUCUCCGAAGAGGUUUCAUUUGGUGGUUCCACCGGUCGAGGACCACCGGAACAGAUUCAUCUUGCGUUUGCUGAUGAAGAAGAUGCUAUGAGGGUUAUGUAUGUGACUUGGGAUCCGAAGGAGACUCAUGUGAAGUAUGGGGAAAGAGAGGAUAAGAUGGAUGGUUUGGCGGUUGCGAGUUUGAAGAGAUAUGAUAGGGAGCAUAUGUGUGAUGCUCCUGCUAAUCAAAGUGUUGGUUGGAGAGAUCCUGGUUAUAUACAUGAUGCAUUGAUCACUGGCUUGGAUAAAGGAAAAAAAUACUAUUACAAGGUUGGAAAUGAUAAUGGAGGUUGGAGUGCAACUCAUAGCUUUGUGUCCAGGAAUAGUGAUUCAAAUGAAACAAUAGCUUUCCUUUUUGGCGACAUGGGAACAGCUACACCAUACAAUACAUUUUUGCGUACACAAGAUGAAAGCAUAUCAACUGUGAAGUGGAUCCUCCGUGAUAUUGAAGCUCUAGGAAACAAGCCCACCUUUGUGUCACACAUUGGAGACAUUAGUUAUGCAAGAGGUUAUGCGUGGUUAUGGGACCAUUUUUUUGUGCAGAUUGAACCUAUUGCAACCAAAGUGGCAUACCAUGUAUGCAUUGGCAAUCAUGAGUAUGACUGGCCUUUACAGCCAUGGAAACCUGAUUGGGCUAAUUAUGGAAAAGAUGGGGGUGGUGAGUGUGGUGUACCCUACAGUUUAAGGUUCAACAUGCCCGGAAACUCUUCAGAACCCACUGGAACUGUAGCUCCAGCAACUCAGAAUCUUUAUUACUCAUUUGAUAUGGGAGUAGUACAUUUUGUCUAUAUAUCCACAGAAACCAAUUUCCUUCCUGGGAGCAACCAGUAUAACUUCUUAAAGCAUGAUUUGGAAUCAGUUGACAGGAACAAGACACCUUUUGUUGUAGUCCAAGGGCACCGACCCAUGUACACAACAAGCAACGAAAUUAGGGAUGCUGCUUUAAGAGAAAAGAUGCUUGAGCACCUGGAACCUCUAUUGGUGAAUAACAAUGUGACCCUUGCCCUUUGGGGUCAUGUUCAUAGGUAUGAGAAAUUUUGUCCGCUGAAUAACUACACUUGUGGAAAUGGUGUGGGCCAGAAAGCAGGGGACAAAAAAGGAUAUACUAUUCAUCUUGUAAUUGGCAUGGCAGGGCAAGACUGGCAACCCAUUUGGGAACCAAGACCGGAUCAUCCCAAUGACCCAAUCUAUCCACAACCAAAACGAUCUUUGUACCGUGGGGGUGAGUUUGGGUACAUUAGACUGGCGGCUACAAAACAGAAGCUCGUGAUUUCUUAUGUUGGAAAUCAUGAUGGCGAGGUGCAUGAUACAAUGGAGAUUCUGGCAUCUGGAGAAGUUGUCAAUGGUAUUGGCGAUAUUGGUAGUGUUAAACCUGAAGGUCAGAUCGAAGAAUCCACAUUGUCGUGGUAUAUCCAAGGAGGAAGUGUACUGGUGCUUGGGGCUUUUUUGGGCUACAUUCUUGGUUUCAUUUCACAUUCCAGGAAGAAGCUUGGGUCCAAUAGUGAUUUUACUGCCUUGAAGACUGAUGAAACAUGAUUAUUCAUUACCAUUUACAACUUUUUUAUAGGAAGGUUCAGAAUUAUGUAUCACUGCUAUUUGUUUGAUAAAAACCCGAGUUGCAACAUGGUAUACUUGGGGACUUAUGUUUGUACAUAUGCAAUUUUUCUUGCUCAAAACAUGCCAUUUAAGGCAUCCCUUGUAACUUGUGGUGUUUUAUAAUAUAUUCAAGUUAUAUUAUCUA